Messenger RNA from Poecilia latipinna (sailfin molly), 3537 nucleotides. Its product is annotated as NACHT, LRR and PYD domains-containing protein 12-like. Gene Ontology annotation, biological process: regulation of apoptotic process. The transcript is spliced from 6 exons. The coding region runs from base 224 to 2812 and encodes 862 amino acids. NCBI's taxonomy places the organism in Eukaryota, Metazoa, Chordata, Actinopteri, Cyprinodontiformes, Poeciliidae. Gene Ontology annotation, cellular component: cytoplasm. The record is from RefSeq and is a predicted model, not a curated record.
UUUAACAACAAAAUAACACAUAAACCGGAACAAGCAGGUCUUUCAAAACGUUACUGUCAUCGUUUUCAUAUUCAUUAUGUCAGAGGUACUUCUACUUCCUAUUUCUGCUGUUUAAAAUAUGCAGCCAUCUCUCUCUCAGACAAUAGAGGAAAUAUCAACACACCAGCUUCACCUUCAUCAGAAAUAGCAACCGUCAGAUGAUUAGAACUGGGCUGUCCCACGGAUGCUUUUCACAUCAGCCAUGGUGGAAAUGGACGCUUCCAACUCCUGUCUGUCUGCGGUGAGAGUGCUGCGCGUUUCCCUGGUGGAUGAACUGGAAGGACAGAUCGACUCCCUGUUGGAGGAGCUGGUGGAUCAGAAAGCGUUCACUCGGGAUGACCGGGAGGAAGUGCUGUGUCAGCCGGGGCCCCGGGCCAGGGUCCGGAAGGUGUUGGAUAUCCUGGAGUGCAAAGGGGAGGAAGCAGCGAAAGUUUUCUUGUCUGUUAGAAAUUAUCAGCGGCUCUCCCAGGAUGCGCCUCAAGUUCCAUCCUCAGAGUACAAGAAGAUGCAACAAAAGCACAAAGACGUCUUGAGGCGCAGAAGUGAGAGCAUGCUUUUCUACAACAGUAGGCACGGAGACAAAAUCCUCUUUUCCGAACAUUAUGUCAACCUCCUAUUAGUGGACGGACACCAGGCCUUAGAGAUUAAGAGACAUGAGGUGCUGGCUUUUGGACAAAAGAGAUUGUCUCUGCAGCAUAAAUCAGGGCUGCAAAGGAAAAUUGCACCAGCUGAACUGUUUUCGAGAACAAACGAAAAACGUUCAAUAAAGAAAGUGCUGGUGACGGGGGUGGCGGGAAUUGGCAAAACGGUUCUGGUGCAGAAAAUUCUCUUUGACUUUGGGCAGAGCAAGGACCACCUGGCAUUUGACUUUGUUAUCCACAUGAGCUUUAGAGAUUUAAAUCUUAUUGACAAACCCACAAACUUCAGAGAGUUGGUGCUUCGUAAGAACAGGCACCUUUCUAAAGUACUGGAUUGGAUCUUAGCAAACGAUGACAAACUCCUAAUUAUCCUGGAUGGGUUUGACGAGUUCCGACACUACAGGAGGUGCGACGUUGACGUAUUCAUGUCCAAGCCAGAGGAAGAUGCAGAGGUGAAUGAAAUUUUGGGGAGCUUGUUGCAGGGUGAGCUGCUACCCAACGCCUCUGUCAUGCUCACAAGCCGGCCUACGGCUAUCAACCACAUCCCUGUCGGAUGCAUCGACCGUUAUGUGCUCAUUGCCGGAUUCUCCAUAAAUGAAGUUCAAGACUUCUUCCUGAGGUAUUUCCAGGAUGCUGCUGUGGCUGACAGAAUGUUUUCAACGGUGUCGGCAAAUGAACUAAUGCUGACACUGUGCUAUAUUCCUGCCUUCUGCUCCAUUGUGUGCUGCAUCCUCAAUGAGAGCAAAGAUCUCUGUGGGGAAAGCCCAAAGACCAUGACGGACAUUUAUGUGCAAUAUCUAGUGGCCUUGCUCCGUUCUCACACCCAGUCAAGAACGAAGACGUGUCCUGAAGACCAAGGAGCAAAGACCAACCAGCAGCUGUCUGAUAUUGUGUUGAAGCUGGGUCGACUUGCCUUUAAGAAGCUGAUGGAGCAUCAAACGCUCUUCUACAGCAGCGACCAAGAUGUGGCCGGGCUAGAGGGAUGCAGCCUGGUUAGUACCUUCCUUGACACGACAGUUGCACAAGAGCCCGGGUUCACUGAAGAGGUUUUCUCCUUUGCCCACCUCACUGUUCAGGAGUUCUUUGCUUCUCUUUACUGCGCUGUGACGGACCAACCGUUGCCUGAUGCAAUGCAGAGCAGUGACAACCAGAACAAUGGACACUUGGACCUCUUCAGCCGCUUCCUGUCUGGAAUCCUCUCAGAUCGGAAUUCCAAUUUCCUGUCAAGACAAGUGGGACUUCACUGCCGGGAGGAAAAAGUAGAGAUGUACCGUCGGAAGAUCACAACAGAUCUCGCAGUGCUUUGUGAGAACGGAGCCCAUAUUCUGAACUGCUUACAUUGUUUGUUUGAGCAACAGGACCCCUCAAUGACCCUGCCAGCGCUCCCAGAAUUACUUAGAGUAAAUGUCAGCGACGAAACGCUCGCUCAAAUGGACCAUAAUGCCAUAAAGUAUUUCCUAGCCCUCACAGAAGGCAAAAUACUAUCAGAACUGGAUCUUACAGGGACUGGAGUGAACCGUGACUCUCUGAGCGAUAUUCAACCAUUUCUGCACAGAUGUCAGAGACUGUGGCUUGGAGAAAAUAAUUUAGACAUGGACGCGGUUCAGGUCGUUGCAGACGUGGUGAAGGUCUCGGAAAACCUCACCCACCUCGGGCUCGGAUGGACAAACAUCGGUGACGAAGAACUACAAGCUCUUUGCACUGCGAUUCGGGUGAAAAAAAGGGUUCAAGAGUUGUGGAUGGAGGGUAACCGAGUUAGUCACAGAGGUCUGCUGUCACUCGCUGAUUUGACGCCUGAUCCAUUGCAAAUAAUUGUGGUCAUAUGGAACAACCUGUAUGAGUCCGAGUCGGAGAGUCUGUGCAGCCAGGACAGGAUCACAGCAAAUUUUACAGAUGAACAACUGUGGCAAGAGUGGGGGGAAUGGGUUUUUAGGCGCUGCCAGGUCAGCAGCAAUGAGAAGCUAGUGACGGUACUCCACAAAGUUUGCAACAUGCCAAAUGGCUGGCUGGAGCUCCACUGGGCAAAGACCUUCUACAGUCAACUGUCGCAGCUCAUUAAGAGCCGGAUAGAGUGCUGCACAGAGGAUGACAUGCGCAAGAAACUCCAAAAAUUUGACAAUCUUUUAAAUCUCUGAGAUCGUUUUAUUUCCCGCUAAUUGUUUUAUGAAAGACUAAAGAAUGAAAAUGAAUGGUACACGGGACGACGUCAUUACGUCCUCUUUUAAUGAUUAACACUCGACCACAAAUUCUUGUGUGCCAAAAUGACCCAGAGAGGAGUGGAGCAAUACACAGUCACAAUGAAACAAUGGAAAGUUUCCCAGAUUCUAAAAUUGUUUAAACAAAUACACACCAAAAAUCCCCUUGGUGUUUAGAAAGAAAAACCAUUGAAGCAAAGCUAUGUGGAAAAGUAAGCGCAUCCUUGCUACUUUCGUGGGAUUAAGAAUGAAAAGUAGCAAUUGGGUAAUAACACACAUUUCAUUUUCCUAUGAUCAGCCAGUAUACACGAUUAGUCCCAGAAUAGAUUCAACAAGUUUCAGUAAGCAUAAUAAAUGUUAAAGUUCAAGACAACAUAAUUAGAAAUAGUCAGAACAAGUAUGACUUAUUUGGAGGGAUUGAUAGGAGGAAAAAUGUUUCAAAGAUUUCAGUACUAUCAUGUCGGUUUUCACCGUUGCAUCUGAAUGAUUCACAAAACUUGAGUCAGAACCAAAUUUAGAGAAAACCAUACACAGUGUAUGACGAAAGACCUUAUACCAACUGCCAAGUAUUAUGGCUUAAAAUUCUCAUAUGAUCAAAAAUAAGCCCAUCUGUCAAUACAUGACCUAAGCUGGGGUAUGCAAGGAAAGAAGUGGUGUUGAAAGAA